Medicago truncatula (barrel medic) is the source of this 1812-nucleotide messenger RNA. RefSeq lists its product as uncharacterized. The transcript has 3 exons. The record is from RefSeq and is a predicted model, not a curated record. Lineage: Eukaryota; Viridiplantae; Streptophyta; Magnoliopsida; Fabales; Fabaceae. Bases 118 to 1587 code for a protein of 489 amino acids.
UUUUCUUGUUACUUUCAAACCACUUUCUCGUAUCCCAUGUUCCCUUAUUCGGUGGGUUUCUCUAUUCAAACCUUCAAACUUUCCCAAAUCUAAAACAAUACCCUUUUCUUCUAAACCAUGAAAAACCAUUUCAAAGACCCAGAUCACAACUCUUCCAUCACUUUCUCAAAGCUCAUCACUUUCUUCUUCCUCUUAAUCACAAUCUCUUACCUUUUUUAUUCUCUUAGAUUUGUUACUCAUAACUAUGAUUGUGAUAAUAUCCAAAACCAAAAACCCAUCAUUCAUAGCCACACAAAUUUACCAACACAAAAACCAUUUGAAGAUGAAGAAAAAAAACAAACAAAAACAAACAUUUCCCAUAUAGUUUUUGGAAUAGGUGCAUCAGCAAAACUAUGGAAAAAGAGAAAAGAAUACAUCAAACUUUGGUGGAAACCAAAUCAAAUGCGUGGCAUUGUUUGGUUAGAACAAAAAGUGAAAAUUGAUUCUAAUGAUGAAGAUCUUUUACCACUUUUGAAGAUCUCAGAAGAUACAUCAAAAUUCAAGUACAAAAACUCAAAGGGUCAUAGGUCAGCUAUAAGGAUUUCAAGGAUAGUGUCAGAAACUGUACGCCUUGGAAUGGAAAAUGUGAGGUGGUUUGUGAUGGGUGAUGAUGAUACAUUUUUUGUUGCUGAGAAUUUGGUUAAUGUUUUGAAGAAAUAUGAUCAUAAUCAAUUUUAUUACAUUGGUAGUAAUUCAGAGAGUCAUUUGCAGAAUAUUUAUUUUUCUUAUAAUAUGGCUUAUGGUGGUGGUGGAUUUGCUAUAAGUUAUCCUUUGGCUGUUGCUUUGGAGAAAAUGCAAGAUAGGUGUAUUCAAAGGUAUCCUGGUUUGUAUGGUUCUGAUGAUAGGAUUCAAGCUUGUAUGGCUGAGCUUGGUAUUCCACUUACCAAGGAGAAAGGGUUUCAUCAGUUUGAUGUGUAUGGAAAUCUCUUUGGGCUUCUAGCAGCCCAUCCUGUGACACCAUUGGUAUCCCUCCAUCAUUUGGACGUAGUCGAGCCCAUCUUUCCGAAUGUUAGCCGGGUCCAAGCCCUAAAGCGGCUUACAGCACCCAUGAAUUUGGACCCGGCCGGACUCAUCCAACAAUCCAUUUGCUAUGACAAAACACGGACUUGGACCAUAUCUGUGUCAUGGGGCUAUGCGGUUCAAAUAUAUCGGGGAAUUUUCUCUGCCCGGGAGAUGGAGAUGCCUGCAAGGACCUUCCUAAAUUGGUACAAGCGAGCCGAUUAUACUGCCUAUCCAUUCAACACACGCCCUGUCAGCCGAAAUGUUUGUCAGAAGCCAUUUGUUUAUUACUUGUCUAAUGCAGUAUAUGACAAGGAUACAGAUGAGACUGCAAGUCGAUAUGUACGGGUUCAAUCAAAUCCGGAUUGCAAGUGGAAAAUGGAGGAUCCGAGUCAAAUCAAAUUGAUAGUGGUUUAUAAAAAAACCAACCCAAAUUUAUGGGACAAGUCUCCAAGAAGAAAUUGUUGCAGGAUUCAAGAUUCAAAGAGGAAGGGAACUAUGGUGAUUGAUGUGGGGGAAUGUAGAGAGGAUGAAGCUGUUGAAUUGUAGACUUCUUAACAAAAAUUUUUGGUAAAUUUUUUGGCCGCAAAUGAAGUCAAGGAUGAGUGCUAGAAGUCCAAAUUACUUGACUUUCUGCUUUGGAAAAAAGUGUAAUUGUUUUGACCGAAGUUCAUAAUUUUAGGAGGAUCUUAUACUUAUACUAAUACUGCAUAUAGAUUGUCUAACAAUGAAGAAUGAGAUUCAAAAUUUUACAAUUCAAAAUUAUUAGACCAA